Onychostoma macrolepis is the source of this 3543-nucleotide messenger RNA. RefSeq names its product urokinase plasminogen activator surface receptor-like. The annotation marks the transcript as partial. NCBI's taxonomy places the organism in Eukaryota, Metazoa, Chordata, Actinopteri, Cypriniformes, Cyprinidae. The transcript is spliced from 5 exons. The record is from RefSeq and is a predicted model, not a curated record.
AUUCCUACGUCUCCUCAUCUCGUGCUCCCAGAGAAGUGUGACAGACACUCUUUCAGCUGUUAUCAAUGCUCUGACACUAGCUCUGACACUUGUGUACAGAAGACAUGCUCCGAUGGAUUAUCCAGCUGCUUCGCUGCAACAGCAUAUGUUGGUGAAGUUAGAAUUGUAGUUAAAAGUUGUUCUUUAUCAAAUGGCUGUCCAAGUGGGUCUGUCAACCUUGGCAACAUAAAGGCCUCUUCUUCCUGCUGUAACACAGAUCUGUGUAACACCCAAGAUGCUCCAGAUCCCAACUACAACAGUCCCAAUGGAAAGACGUGUUACUAUUGUGAUGGGCAGAACUGCUCAAAUAUAUUGAACUGUUCAGGGAGUGAAGACCGCUGCAUUACAGAAACAGGGACUUUAGGUGGCCAGUUGCUGGUUUACAAAGGCUGUGUCUCCAAAUCUAUUUGUGAUGCCACAACAUUUAUUCCUGUUAUUCCUGUUUCGAACUUCACAUGCUGUGAGGGGAACCUGUGUAACGGUGUUCAGAGCAUCACUCAGAGUGCUAACGGUGCUCAGAGCGUCACUCAGAGCUUCCUGUUCCUCUGCUGUUCUCUGCUCUCCUUCAUCCUGAUGCACUGAAUCCAGCAGCUCUUCACAGUCUACAAUCAGACACAACGUACUGAAUAUACGUCUUAAGUUUUUUCUUUACUAUAUUUGACAUGUGGUGAUGAGUUUAAAAAUAUUAACGAAAUCUGAUUAAGAAAAAUAUAGAAAAAAAUAUAUACAGUUUUAUGAAUUAAAAUAUAACAAUCACCUUUACACUUUUUGGGUUUAUUUUCAAUAAAGCUUACAAUGCAUGCAUAAGACAUUAAAUGUAUUAAUUCUUCUACUGUUAAUCAGAGGACAUUAUUAUCUAUUACAUAUAGUCAGAGGAGUACAUUAAUUUGAAAAUAACUGAACUACUAAAAAUGUAUCUGACCAAUGUUUUAAUUGUCAAUCUCUAGAGAGCAGGGUCAACAAUAGCUGAUAUAAUGCUGUUAUUUACAACAUAACAUUUUACUGGAUACAUAAAGUUUGAUGACAAACAUUGAUACUGGCUUGUUUGGAAAUUUACGUAAUUUUUAAAAGCUUGAAGUUUUACUCAGAAAUACAAAAAAGGCAAUCAAACCAUAUUAGUCUUCUUCAGACCGCUAAGAAAUCACAAAAACUAUCAGACCUUUACAAAACCACUAAUGCCGGGUUUACACCAAAUGAUUUUAGUCAAGUUUUUCACUCGUCAACAGUUUUGUAGAAAUCUCUAACAAAUGCCCAAUAUCAGAGCCAAAUCGGUGCUCCUUAAACGUGAGUAACAAUCAGUCACGUGGUGUGUGUGUGUUAUCAAAUAUGUGAUCUGAGAGAAGUGCAAUGCCCAUGAGAUAUUUGGCAUGCUAAAUAUCUGGACCUGUCGACGACUCUCAGUCCUGCAGUGUGAAAUGUGUUUUAGUAAAUUGUUAACAUGUUGUUAGAAUGUUUCUAGCAUGAUUUAACAGAUUCUUAACAUGUUUUAAGUUGCUAGCAUGUUUUAACAAGUAUGCUAGCAAGUUAACAUUUUUAGCAUGUUGCUUGCCUGUUUUGACAUGUUAUAUAACUUCUAACAUGUUAUAACAUAAUAUUGACAUGCUUUUAAUGUGUUUUAGUAAAUUGUUAGCAUGUUCUGUCGGCAUUAACCUCCGUGCCGACAUGUAGCGCCGUUGCGCUUCGGGCAUUUAUUACAUUAUAGUGCUUUUCUAGGCACUCAAAGUGCUUUACAUUGUGAGGUGGCAUUAUAUUCAGGGCCGUGUUAUCCUAAUGGGCCUAAUGGGAAUUGACAGCCUAUCUGCUAAUGUUCAACAUGUUUUACAUUAAACAAUACUUGUGGAUUGAACUAUUUUUAGAGUUUACCACGGAAAAAAAGCUGACUUUUUGCGACAGGUGGGAUUCAGCUUAUGGCACUUCUCAUUCAUUCCUACGGUGUCCGUAAAUGGCGAUUGAGUGUCGCACAACUCUGACUGAAAUUCAAUGACGUCAAGGCUGUAAUGUGAUUGGUUAUUACGGCACACGUGAUCCAAGUUAGCCGUUACGCUUUCUCCAAUAGUAAGUAGACUAAUAGAGACCCUCUUAUCUCCCAAUAGAGUGGGGGAACUAUGACGUCACUUUGUAGGCGGAUCGGCUGUUAGCAUGAAACUGGUUCCUCGACAAAAAGCCAAUGGGAUUUUUCCAUAGGCUUUUGGAUUAUCGCAAAAAAUAAGCUCUGUGUUCAAUCAUAGUUCAUGAAACUUACAAGUUUUGUCCAUCAAUAUAAUCUUCACAAAAUAAUAGAACUUUGACGAAUUUUGAAGCCUAAAUAAAAGCGCCAGAACUACAAAUCUAAACUUAGGCUAUAAACGAACUACAGCACCACGGUCGCUCGCCUUCAACGUCACCACCAGACCGCUUCUGACAACUUUUUCAAACUUAUUUUUAACACUUUCAGUGAAAAGGAUUUACUCUGUAUAUGAAUUUUAAUCCACGCUACAUGAACCGUUUCAUAUAAACUGGAAUAAAUACAAAACUUUUAGAGCCAAACUAAAACUGAAAUUAGUAAUAAAUGGUAUAGUGAAUAAAUUAAAUAAUCUUAACUAAAGGACAUUUAAAGCACGUAGUUCUGUACAUUUCGAAAUAAGGUGCAUUAAAAGUAUUUAAUGUAAUAUGUAAUAUUUUAAUUAAAAACAUAUCCCCGCGUAUUUAAUCUUUUAAAUAACAGCAGAUUGAGCGAGUUUUUGGAUAUGGUUAUUUUAGUGAACAAAGUACCACAUUUCAGCUAUCAUUUUGUUAGGGUGGAUACACAAAAUGUUAUUUUAUCCUUGCUUCUAGGAAAUCCUCAAUCUAUAUGCUUUCUAACAGCUUCAUGUUGCCCUAAAUAUUUCACUUUAACGUGGCUUUAAGCACUAUGCAUCAUUAAAGUUUCACUUUCACCACGUAAAGCCGGUAAAUGUGGUGUUUACAUGUAAUAAUCGUAAUAUGAGUUUACCUUAUAGUUCUAACCCAGAGUCUGUAUCAGUAGGAAAGCGAUAAAACGAGCUUCUUCCAUCCGAAGACAUGUGUCGCAUUUCGGGGCAAAGCAAAAAAAAUUGUCGAACAACAAUAUAAAAUGCGGGAAACUAUUCAUGGGUUAUUCUAAAAUUAAUUGUAUUAAAAAUUAUACUACAACUGGAAAAUACUGUAAAUUGAUAAACUGUUCGGCGUGAUGACGUUUAAUGUCUCCGACAGCGCCUGUAGUCCCAUUUAGCAACUUGUUAGCAACCGUCUUUUUUAAGCGAUGUAACAGCUUAAAAAAAUCACGAGUGUGGUGUAACUGGUGUGUUUUAUGUCGUAGAAUAAAACGUGAAAGUACCUUGAGCCUUGUGUGAACCACGGAGCUUAUUAAGGGAUUUAACCAAAAUCCCAUUAAAAAAACCCAUUGACUCUGGGACGAUGGAACUGGAACAUAGUGACAUAGUUCCCCCACUCUAUAGACCAAUUUCUUGUAGACGUCACAGUUACGUCACUCGCAGCUGCGUGCAC